CCUAUAAUUUGGUUUUUUAGAAGGGUUUGCCAUACUUCUCCACCCGAGCAAAGAGUGCUGUUUCAGGGACACUGAGGACCCCGGGUUGCAAUGAUAAGGAUUUUGGUAGCGUGCGUCUCCACGGUGUCCAUCAUCGGGAUGGUGGCCGGUGCUCGCGGUGGAUACGGAAUGAGUAUGUUUGCGGCUCAAUCCUCUCCUCCGGACCCGUGUUACGACGAGAACGGCAACCCCAGACGCUGCAUCCCCGACUUUGUGAACUCCGCGUUUGGAAAGGACGUGCGCGUAUCCAGCACCUGCGGCGCUCCGGCGUCGCGGUACUGCGUGGUGACCGAGAAGGGCGAGGAUAGAUCGAGGGACUGCAACAUCUGCGACGCCACGGACCCCAAGAAGUCGCAUCCCCCUGCGUACCUGACAGACCUCAACAACCCUCACAACCUCACCUGCUGGCAGUCGGAGAACUACGUGCAAUAUCCGCAAAAUGUGACUUUGACGCUGUCCUUGGGGAAGAAGUUCGAGGUGACUUACGUGAGCCUCCAGUUCUGCUCUCCUCGCCCUGAAUCUAUGGCCAUCUUCAAAUCCAUGGAUUACGGAAAAACCUGGGUGCCCUUUCAAUUCUACUCAACCCAGUGCAAGAAAAUGUACAACAAACCGAGCAAAGCUGCGAUCACCAAGCAGAACGAGCAGGAAGCGAUCUGCACGGACUCGCACACGGACAUGCAGCCGUUAACGGGCGGCCUCAUCGCGUUCAGCACGCUGGACGGCAGACCCUCCGCGCACGACUUUGACAACUCUCCCGUCCUGCAGGACUGGGUCACGGCCACCGAUAUCAAAGUGACCUUCAACCGGCUGCACACGUUCGGGGACGAGAACGAGGAUGACUCGGAGCUCGCCAGGGACUCGUAUUUUUACGCCGUGUCUGACCUGCAGGUCGGCGGUCGGUGCAAGUGUAACGGGCACGCGUCAAAGUGCGUAAAGGACCGCGAAGAGAACCUAGUGUGCGAGUGCAAGCACAACACGGCGGGACCGGAGUGUGACAGGUGUAAGCCGUUCCACUACGACCGGCCGUGGCAGCGCGCGACGGCCAGAGAGGCCAACGAAUGUGUCGCCUGUCACUGUAACUUACAUGCCCGCCGCUGCCGCUUCAACAUGGAGCUAUACAAGCUAUCGGGCCGCAGGAGUGGAGGAGUCUGUCUCAACUGCAGACACAACACAGCUGGACGGCACUGCCACUACUGUAAAGAGGGCUACUACAGAGACAUGACCAAGGCCAUCUCACACAGACGCGCCUGCAAAGCCUGUGAUUGUCAUCCGGUUGGUGCAGCUGGUAAGACCUGUAACCAGACAACCGGGCAGUGCCCAUGUAAAGAUGGUGUGACUGGUAUCACCUGCAACCGCUGCGCUAAGGGAUACCAGCAAAGCAGAUCACCUAUCGCCCCCUGUAUCAAGAUUCCUGUUGCUGCACCCACAGCCACCUACAGCAGUUCAGAAGAGCCCACAGACUGUGACUCCCACUGUAAGACCCCCAAGGGCAAGAUGAAGGUCACCAUGAAAAAAUACUGCAAAAAAGAUUUCGCUGUCCAGAUUCACGUGCUAAAAGGAGAUAAGGCGGGCGAAUGGUGGAAAUUCACUAUCAACAUCAUAUCGGUCUAUAAGCAGGGCGGACAUCGCAUUCGCAGAGGAGACCAGCUCCUGUGGGUGCGCGCUAAAGAUGUGGCCUGCAAAUGCCCCAAAAUUAAACCGGGACGGAAGUACCUGCUGAUGGGCUCUGACGACGAUGACUCCCGCGGUCAGAGCGGCGUGGUGGCGGACAAAGGCAGCCUGCUCAUCCCGUGGAAGGACCUGUGGGCCCGUCGGCUCAGGAAAUUCCAGCAGCGUGACAAGAGGGGCAAGUGCUAGAAAAAACAUGGAGGAAAAACAGAGAGAUCAGGAGAGAAGGAAAGAAAAAAUAAUGAAGAGCAGAUUGAUUGACGAUUGAUCAGAACUGUGGUGAAGGACAACCAGUUGUGCAGUUUUGCCUUCCGUGGUUUAGCGUUUUUUUUCCCAUCAAGAUUUUAUUUUUUCAUAUCUUCAAUUUUGCAGAAUUUGCACCUACUAUUAAGUAUACGUAUAUGUAAAGUCGUUUAUGUGUGAU
Molecule: messenger RNA, 2131 nt
Organism: Sinocyclocheilus anshuiensis
Lineage: Eukaryota; Metazoa; Chordata; Actinopteri; Cypriniformes; Cyprinidae
Product: netrin-1-like
Exons: 7
Coding region: 91-1896 (601 amino acids)
Biological process (GO): animal organ morphogenesis; motor neuron axon guidance; dendrite development
Cellular component (GO): basement membrane
Molecular function (GO): protein binding
Source: RefSeq, a predicted model, not a curated record